AUGGACAGCCUCGACAUGUUCUACGACGGUGGCGUGGAGCCGCAGUGUCUGCCGGAAUACGGCUACAGCCCGCCCGCCUGCCUGUACGCGCGGGCCGCAGAGCAGACCGCCUGCCCCGGCAGGCCGCCGUUCGGCUGCUUCGAGGAUCGGAGUAAGAGCGACUCCAGUCCCCACGGCCUGCACCCCGAGCCUGGACCCGACCUCGGUCACGGGCACGGUCACGGGUACGGGUACGGGUACGACCACCUGCGCGAGACGGGCCGCGCCGCGGCGGAAACGGCCGAGCACGCGCAGCAGCAGUACCCCUGGAUGAGGAGCACGAGGACACAUCCUUACCUGCCCCAAAUUCCAGGCGGGUACCCGGAGGACUCGGAGGACAGUAAGCGCAGCCGCACGGCCUACAGCAGAGCGCAGCUCCUGGAGCUCGAGAAGGAGUUCCACUUCAACAAGUACAUCUCGCGACCGCGCAGGUACGAGCUGGCCGCCAUGUUGAGCCUAACCGAGAGGCACAUCAAAAUCUGGUUCCAGAACCGGCGGAUGAAGUGGAAAAAGGGCCAGAAUAAAAAAGCUCAGGACCCCGAUGUGGAACAAAGGACGAGCAGCGGAGGGGACGAUCGCAAUGUAGAGAAAAACUCCCAAAAAGGAGGCCCUGUGCCUCCCGCCACAAAGGCCCAUAGAGCCGACCGGCCUUGA
Molecule: messenger RNA, 693 nt
Organism: Conger conger (European conger)
Lineage: Eukaryota; Metazoa; Chordata; Actinopteri; Anguilliformes; Congridae
Product: pancreas/duodenum homeobox protein 1-like
Exons: 2
Coding region: 1-693 (230 amino acids)
Biological process (GO): regulation of transcription by RNA polymerase II
Cellular component (GO): nucleus
Molecular function (GO): DNA-binding transcription factor activity, RNA polymerase II-specific; RNA polymerase II cis-regulatory region sequence-specific DNA binding
Source: RefSeq, a predicted model, not a curated record